Molecule: messenger RNA, 35329 nt
Organism: Porites lobata
Lineage: Eukaryota; Metazoa; Cnidaria; Anthozoa; Scleractinia; Poritidae
Source: the annotation of a GenBank genome assembly
AUGGCCUUGAAGAGGAAUGCAAGUAAAUACGGCGUCUCAUCGACGCAUGCUGAUGAAGAUACCCUGCCUACAGAAACCCAAACGAGCUUCUUCCAAAAGGGCCGUGAAUUCGAAAGUCGCUAUGUAAAUCAUCAUUACACGGAAGAGGAGAGAGAAAAGCUCGGAACGUUCGAGAGUGUGGACUAUCUGCCGCCGCACAGUGCUGUUUACAAGGUCUGUUGACUAUCUAUAAAGUAAAUCUUGCUGCACCCACGGACCUAAAGGUCCUGGAUAACUUGUAAUUAUUAAUUUAACCUGAGGCAUAAUAUUAAUUAAGCCAGGAGUGUCAUUAUGAUGCUCAAUUAAUUGAGAUUAUUUGCGCCUUGCGGGCUACUAUUCAUUUUAGGCUUUGCCUACUUAAGCAACUUUUUCCGUGAAACGUUACCCUGUACCGUUGAGGAGGGUAGUAAAGGGGGGUUCUUGGUGCCGUUGCAGGUACAAAUUUGGACAAAUUUCACGUAUCACGUGGGUUAUAAACCAAUUUUCACGAACCACGAAUCUCACCUGUUAAUCAAAGGGGCUAACAACCAAAACAUAUUCAUCAUGGAUCCCAGUUGGCAUUUUAUUUGACGAUUGCAGUUUCUCCCCGCUUCUCCUCUCAUUAUCGUAGUUGGUGGGGCACUCACCAAUCGCAGAUGUGGGGAACUUGUGUUUCCAGGCAUGAAAACACAUCAACGUCCCCGAUGCGAUUUCUUUUUACCCCCUAGUGACUGAUACCUGUGUAGCAGGUGCAGGUUAGUUUUUUGGUUAGUUUUACUCCUUUCUCCCCUCGAGCAAGCGCGUGCGUGUCCUCCAAAUUUCUCUCUUCGCUUCACCCUGACAAAACUGGUGUCUUCUGUGCAGGCUUCAGUGACUGUCACCUUCGGAGCCUUUCGUUAGGGUAAUUCAUUCAGUUUAACAUGAAAACAAAGCAACAUGAGAAUUGCUCAAGGAAACAAAUUAAUCCCAAGGGUCACAGUCACGUGGCUUUUUAGCAUCUGGUCUAUUAACCAAGAGAAAAAAGUAACACAAAGAAUCAAACCAACAGCCCUGUUCAAUCUAUCUGUCCUUUCUUAUUGAUUUUCACGAAAUGCGACAAAUAAUUCACAAGUCCUGGACAUCUUAUAAGACAAAUCACGCUUCUCGUGCAUAACUGGUUUCAAGGAUCACGUUCCUAUCUUGGGAACUUUCACGCAUCACGCACUAAAUUUGGGCCUAAUCAGGCGUCACGCAUGAACCCUUUGCUACCCUCAUUGAGAAACAGGUACCAUUCUUUUAAUUUACAAACAAUAUAUUUGGAGUGGGGGGAGGGGUAGAUGAAGGGAGAAAAUAUAUAGUUAACAUGUUGCCGCAAAUGCUCAAAUUGGCGGCCCCUUCAAAUGAGCACCCUCUUUGAAUUAGUGUUUCUGGUUAGGCUAAAAAAUUAGAUAGGGACUUCCCAUCAAGUAUCAUGUAAGUGUCCCCCAUCUGCCACCCCACCUUCUAACUGGUAUAAUCAUCGUAUACAAGGAUGUUACAUUUCAAUAAUUUCAAUAGUCUAUUAAAAUAGAUCGUUGUCAAUAAAUGUCGAUUCUAAUCAAUUGACAGAUAUUGGAGAUCGAUAAAAGUGUGUCAUAAAAUUUUUUGUGAUUAUCGAUUUCAAUCAAAAUUGGUGUUAGGCUAGAGUUCAAUUUUUAUCUGAAAACUAUUGGUAGAUAAAAAGGAUCCGAAGCAACAGUGUCAAUAUCUGUUAGCAUCCUUGCGAAAAGUUUUGCGCCAUAUUAAAUAUUGGACGAAGGACUUUUUUGAAAGUCUACUUGAGCUUUUGCAACAUUUGUUCGAACAGUUUAAUAAUAUGAUCGAUUUGAAAAUGAGUAUUAUCCGUGUGUGUUCGAAGAAUUGAAACGUCCAAAUCCAGGUGUCUAAUCCUUCUCCUUAUGCUGCAUUCAUAUAAAGUUUGUGUAAAUCGUCAACAGAUAUUCUCAGAAAAGUUCCAGAUGUUUAUUGAAAUUGAUUACCUGCUCUAAUAUCAUUUGAUUAUCAACUUUUAUCGUCAAAUAUAACUAAUCAAUUGACAAUUAUUGAAAAAUAUCAUGCAUCAUCAACUUAUCAACUAGCUCUCUGAUGAUUGAUUUCAAUUGACAUAUACAUGUAACAUCCUAGGUAUAUAGUAGGUACCGGUAGAUCUUCAAUGAAUAUAGCAUAACAUCUACAAUCACUAAAGAAUGACCCAUUUGAGGAGAUCAUGCAGUCAGAUGUUUAAGAUGCGGAUCCACUGACAAUAGUGCUGAGGAUAGCAGGCAACACAACUUUCAACAUGAUGUUUAUUUAUAACUCCAUUACACACACAGAUUAUUUAAUUUUAUACGAUAUAAAAGAUACCUUCUGAUUCCCUGUUUACUGUUACAGUUUCAUUCAUUUGAAUUAAUAACAAUGUAAUCUUGAAGCCAAAAUACCAAAAUCAUCUUUUUGCCUUUUCUUCUUUUAUUUAACCAUGGUUGUGUCACUAUUCUACAAAAUUACAAAAUCACUAUAAAGCUAUGGGGUAGAGAUGUUACUAGCACAAAGCAUUGCCAUUUUAUUUAAUCAGUAUCAAAAAGUAGAAGAUGUAAUUCCACACAUUUACAACUUACAGUAACAUUUUUUGUAAAUGCUUUAUUUUAGAACUGGCUAAAACAGCAGCCAUCACGUCUGGACUGGGAUCGCUGGGUUAUGAUGGGAAUGAUUGGCUUCUCUGUUGGAUUCAUUGGAUUUCUGAUGCAUCAACUGAUUGAUGUUAUAGCAGAGUAAGAACAGAGGCUAUACAGAUUUUUUUACAUUACAGUUUACUUAAAUUUGUCUCAAUCUUAGCUUUCCUUCUCUGAACAACUCACCUUUUUUAUUGGCACAGUAGCUGUCCAGGGGGGACUCCCAUAUAAAAGUGACUGGGAUGCUUGUUUUAAACUUAAACCCCUAAGAGAAAAAAUGUGGGUGUGGCUCAAGCUUAAACUGACCCAAAAUGGAGACCAUACUAAAACAAACAUCUAAAUAAGAGCUGAGAAAAAGAGGAAAAUAAGAGGGAUAUAUCGUGUUCUUUUUUAAACUAAAGAUUUCUGUGUGGUCAGUGCAGGGCUCAAAAUUAAAAAAAAUUUCUGGUCGCAAAUUUGCGACUAGUUACGAAAAUUUGGUCGCAACUUUGAAAAUGGUAGUCGCGAAAUUAAUUAAGGCCAUUUGAUCAAGAAAUAAGUAGGCUUUUAAAUGAUUAACGCUUUAAUUUUCAUUCUUUCAACAGCUUUCAUGUCAUUUCGAGACUUAAUAGUACAGAACGUUUAGCGUCUCGGACAACACCAGUUCAUCUAAACUAUCAAGUUGAACCUGCGUUAAGGCACAUAAAUUAGUGUCUGUUAUUUUAGUCAAAGCGAUAGAUUUCCAAAUCGUGAACAGAUAUUACAGCAGGAAACUGCAGUUCUUAAAUGCCUCCAAUCUCUGCAAAAUAGCAAUAACAUUUGUACUGGGUGGACAUCCGACAUGGUUAUGGUUACGUUACAUAACUAAAUUCCUUUAGUUUUACCUUUUGUAGGUUUUCCACCGAUGACAAAACAAGUAACGAAUUCUUUUAUAUAUUAAGCUUUACAUCUGAAGUAUCAGGGGUGUUACUACAGUGAUUAUUCAAAGAACCCUGAAGGACUGAAUCAUUCAAUACGACGAGACAUUCUGCCAUCUUUGUUUGCUAAACCUCGUUUUCAUGUAUACGUAGAUUCGCAACCCACUUGGAACCGAUUUAUUUUACAUGUAAAUCUUUUUUUUUAAACUAAAACCGCUCGGUCGAUUUCUUCGUUUAAAAUGUGACCUUUGAAACAAUUUAAGUCGCUUUCAUCCGACAUAAUUGACUCACUAAAGAAGAACACAUGUGUACUGUGAGGGCCGUAACGCGGGUCAUAAAUGCGGGAAAAGUCCUCAGCAUGCUGGCGGGACUGUCAGCGGCAAAUCAAAACGGAAUAUGAGCCUGCAAUGUACAUGUUUACAGAACCCGCUGAAAAUGGCGUGCUGUUGAAGGAAUAUCGUUGGGUGUAUGCAUUCCAGGUAAAUUACGGUAAACCUCCAGAUUGUAACAAAAUUAUAAGACGCUACUUCAAUGAAUCUUGUUAUGUCUAAAUUUAUUUAAGCAAAAAUUCAAGUGCUAGUCCUUUUAUUUCGUAUCAGUUAAGGCAAAAACUAGUCGCAAAUUUGCGACUACUCUCGUUUUUCUGGUAGCAAAUAAGAAAAAUUAAGUCGCAAAUGCAACCGUAUCGGUCGCAAUUUCGAACCCUGCAGUGUCACAACACUUUUUCUCUAUGCACAACUCUAAGUGAUACCUGAAUGGGAAAAUAUAGUGACUUUCUGUCCCAAACACUCUAUUAAGUGAGACCAAAAUCUACAAUUUAUUUACAUGUACACCCCUAAGCAAGAUGACGAGCAUCACCGCCACUUUUAUAUGAGAGUCCAUCCCCCCUACCCCCCAGGAGUAUCUUGCAUGGGAUCAACUUCUCAACUUUGUAUAAUCUUUUCUAGGGACCAAAAAACUGUUACUUGCAAUUGUUUUUUCCUUUUACAUUUAAGGUCAAUAAAUUAUUGAAGUUGUAGAAGUUUUAAAGGCAAAUACAACUAGACCUAUUAAAAACAAAACAAAAUGGAAUGGUUUGUUAGCUAGGACCCUAACUAAUUUUCUUUAGGUCUGAAAAAUUAUCAGGACUAUUGAGAAGCAGGGCCCAAAUCAUUAUUAUCUUUCUGCAUUUUCUAUAAAGGUUCAAGGCUGUGCUCUAAGAAAAAUUGAAGGGAGCCCAGUGCUCUGAGCCUGUGAAAUCGAGGGUGCCCAGCAAUGAUAUGAUUUUUCUGAAAACGCCUGUCACCCAAGAGCAGUAGUAAGGUGCCAGGGCCUGCUGGUUGCUGCUGGAGCAAUUACAAAACAAUAUUUUAUUCAGAAACAUUGCACAGUGCAGAAACAUUGUUCCUUUUUCAACAGAGUGAAGUGGGAUAAAGCUUCUGACUUUAUAAAGGUACCAUUAAGAGCUAACUUGUUUAUAAUGUUUUUCUUAAUAAAUAUAAAUAACUGACAUCUAAGCUGUCCUUGGGAUGAGUGAAGAGCACAUAGUAGGUUAGCCCUGGCACAAGGCGGUGGCAUUCGUUGGAGUGGAGGAGGUGGUUGGCAGGUGGAAUGUAACACUAGCAGAACAAAGGGAUUCACUAACUGGAUGCUAUCCCAUAUAACAAAAAAACAGAAAGAACACAAAAGUAUAAACAUACAGCUAUUCCUGUACUGGGAAACUUCAACUUUCCUGCUGUAUGUAGGUUGAACAAUGUCCUUAAAUUCUUUUUAAGUACCAGCUACUUCUACACCUAAAUAGUGGUGCCAUUAUGAGGUUCCCUACAGCUAACUGAACUGUGACCCUCGACCGUAGUUAAACGUGACUCUCUGGUACUAUGUACAUUCUUUAUUUCACAACUAUAUCUUGAAGUGGAGUAAAGUUUUGUGUUGACCAAAGGAGUGAAUACAAUCAAAUUUUCAGAAUCAGACACCUGUAUUUAACAGCAAUCAGAGAGCCAUAGUGAAUCUGGAGUAUUGCGUUACAUAUUCCUUUUCUAUUCUUAACUUUUUUUAGGAUAGGGACUUUGGCUUGGCUUGGAUAUGGGUCAUUGGAUAUAGUGUUCUUUUUGUCUUGGCAAGUUCUAUUCCAGUUGUGGUAAGUGCCAACUUGUUUGUCUAAAUUUCUAAUUUUGACCCUAUUUGACAAGUUGCACAAUAAGAAGAUUUUUAAAACCCCUGAAUGAUCCCUUAAUUCACAAAAGCAGUACAAGUGCAAGACUAAUGCAUGAUGACAGAAACAUUAUUUCAUAAGUUAUGGUCAGAUCAGUUUUAUUCAUAAUGUUAUCAAUUAAAAUAGACAAUAUAGAUCUGCUAUAAACCCAAUUGUUUCAAAAAUUUAUUUCUCAAGUAAUAAAGAAUUUCCCAAAAUAAAAAUUACAGAAGUCUAUCAAGUGAGACCUGAGCUUUCAGAAAAUUGAUAUCCAAGGUGUCAAUUUUCACAUGUAGGGUGUGAUUUCUGAUUUAUAUCACAGGCUCAAAAGAUCCAGAAUUGCAGAUUUAUUGCUUUCCUAGGAUUAAAAAAUAAAUUGGAACUGACUUGUACUUAGAUUGUUAAUUUACCUUAAAUUUCCGGCGUUGCAUUUUUCCUUGAAAUACUCUUGUAUGUAGGUGGAAUUUUUUUGUGAUGCCCUUUAACUUCAGGCCGUGGUUUUCCCUUUAACUUUGUGUGAGUAAACCUGGCAUUUCUUCCAGUGCGGUAUUAUAAAUCCCCAUAUUUUUACAUCAAUUUGUUAUUGCAGUGCAGUCUAACACAGCCGCAAAAUUGCACUUAAUGUCUCUGCUCCUUUAUGAUGCAUGUUAAACGCGAAGUGACUUAAUUAUAAAACAAAUAAUGACAAGUUGGCGAUAAUGGGGGAGCACUGCCUUGCGCUAGGUUAGCCUGUGCGACUUCCGGCGAUGGCGUGACCAAAGAACCUCACUUAUCUCCCCCGCACUAUGAGCUGAAUGCAAUACAGCACGUGCUGGAUCAGACAAGAGUAUUGGUUUGCAGGUGAUAUUAAACGGCAAAUGCGGCCAACAAGCUUGGGGGAAGUCGCUGCGUAGACAAAAAAUGGUCAAGAGCGUAGUGCCAGAAAUGGAGAGAUCCCCUGUUCACGAGAAUGAACUAUAUUAAAAAAUUACUCAACUCUUAACUACGAAUUUUUCAACUUAACUGAAUUCAAAUUCACAAAAAACUACCAAGCGAAUUCAAAAACUAUUAAUCGACAAUUGUCUUUCUGUCCAAGUCCUUCCAAGUUAUAAACUGUUCUGACUUACAUUUUUAACACUAGAUUUUUUAAUCUCGGUCCAUGCAAAUUUUCUUCACACUUCAUCCAAUCAGGGCUCGAAUGAGUCCCUUAACGCACGAAUGUCUUUCACCACCAUCGCUAGUUCAUUAGUCCUUUUGUCCAUCCCCUAUGACAAACUGGAUAUUCAGGGAUAGGUAAAACCGACCGAAGGAUGCGUGAUGGCCGGUCCGCAGUAAAGCAGGGUAUUAAAAGAGAGUUUCUCAAUCAACUCCGACGUGAAUCUUCGUAAAGCGUCCACUAAAGCCAGAACCAUCUAACGUUUAGCACGUGUACGGGGUGGAGGAAAGGUGCAAAUGGAUUUCGCGAUGCGACUGAAGGACAAACUGCCAACAAAUGACAGCUAAGCCAGUUAAGUGGAAGACAGAAUCAAUCCAAGAGGACUUGUAAACAGGAAUUGUAAACAGCUUGCCUGAAUCUUCCUAAUCAAAUAAGUGAAAUGUCUGCCAUUUUCAUUCUCACUACCAAAACAACUCAACCUCAUCCCCAGGUCUUCUCGGUUAAUAGUUCAAUAAUCUACAACUUUGCUGCACUUUUGACGUCAUCAGUUCAAUAUGGCACAAUUUGUCCAAAUUUGGUGGACAAUUACAGCUAUUUAUGAUGAAUAAUAUUAUUUAUGUGUGGGAUUUUAGCCAAUCAGAAAUGGAGAAAUAUUUUGAAUGAAUAAUAAACAAUUUUAUAAGCAUGAUCAAUUUUGAACUUUAUAGGAGUUCUAGUACGGUAAUUUACAUUCACAUUAAUAAUGCCUAGGAUUUGUUUUCAGUGCAGCUUGCAAUCCUGGAUAUAUAUCUCUUCAAAUUACCGUGGGUAACAAAAAAAGUAAUACAUCCUGUUUUUUGAUUGUCGUUUUUUAGUAUUUCCGUCCUUCUGCUGGAGGGUCAGGUAUACCUGAGUUAAUUGGGUUCUUGAAUGGUACAGUGGUGAGACAUAUUUUCAACUUCAAGACAAUGCUUGUCAAGUUCUUCUCCUGUGUAUGUGCAGUUGGUGCAGGCCUUCCUAUUGGUCCAGAAGGCCCUAUGAUUCACUUGGGGUAUGUAAAUCAAAGAAAUCUAGGACAGCUACAUUUUGUGUAAUCCAAAAAUUAAUAUUCCACAAAUUCAACCAGUUAAGUAAUAUUAUAGAAAUAUUGAAUGGUACAGCUAAAAGAAUUGGGUCUUGUCUCUGACAGUGUGUCUCUGUAUUGUUUCUUUUUAUCCCAGAAUUAAUAAUGUUUUCCUGUAUAUUGGUCCCCAAUUGUUAAACAAUCAGGUCUCAGCAGCUGGGGGAGCUUUAGAUUGUACCAUCUUACCAUCCCUAAAAUUGUAACCUCCUUGUUAUUUUCUAUUAAACCUUAACACCCCACUGUUUCGAAUAAAAGCAAAUGUACAGGCAGAUGUCUAAACAGUUCCAAUGCUGGACCUGUAUCCUUUCCCUAAAUCUGUUUUCAUUGACACUAAUAAUUACUCUUCAAGUGCAUAUAUGUACUGUGUAACCCAUGGAGAUAUGUUCUUUUAUUUAAACCAUCUUGUACAUUUGGCAUUUUCAUGUGGGUAUAUCAUGACUCGCUCACAGUUUAUGUUUGUUUGCAGGAGUUUGGUUGGUGCAGGCCUGAGCCAGUUCAAAUCGCACACCCUUAAAUUUCAAUUGCCAUUCUUUGAAAGAUUUCGGAACACAGAAGAUAGGUAAGGGGCUGCUGCACACCUGUGAAAUAGUUAAAUCGUGACAUUUGAACGUGUAUUUCGUUACCUUUCAUGUAAUUCGUUACCUGGUCAGCGGUCAUUUAUGUAAUGCUUACGUCACAAGAACAGAACCUUUUUCUGCCUCGCUCUCGUUACUUUAUGACCGCCAUGUUGUGUUAAUGUUGUCUGAAAUAUACAUGUAACUACAUUGAGUUCUCUGUCGUAUUUACUGCUUCCCCACAUUUUUGGUGCCGAGACCAGGAUGGAAGAGUUACCGAAACUGCUAGCGUCAAGAAGAGCUCACAAAGCACAUUUAACCAAACUAAGACAGAAAAUCGAUGACACUGCAGAAGGAACAAUAGCCGACAACGGAAUUGUACUACUCAAGUCUCUCGUGGAGCAGUUAAAGCAAAAGAGACAAACCCUCAAGGAACUUAACGAUAAGAUAGCAGUUUUACUGGAAACUCCUGAGGAACUCGAAGCAGAAAUACUCGAUGCAGAGGAACUAGACAGCCUUAUCGUGGAGAAGGUUUGCCUCACCGACAAUUUAAUUGAGCUCGCCAAAAGAAACCUCGACCAGUACGUGUUGUCUCACAAUCCCGGAAUAUCAGUACUCCGUCAAGUUCACCGCAAAAGGGACAAACAAAUCAGCAACCCAUUCCAUCUACGUCGCAAACGGAACAAGAAAAUCAACAAUCCAAUUCCCCACCUUCGACUGGAACGUCAGGUAGCGAUUUUCAAAGUAACACAGCCGCUUCAGCAGAGAAUCCCCCAAUUACACCACCGAUUACUCCGAUUACACCACCGCCGGUGAGUACAUUCCAAACUAAUCGUUUACCUAAACUUGUACUGCCAUCGUUUAAUGGGAACCCGCUUGAAUGGCAAUCGUUUUGGGACGCUUUUCAGUCUGCAGUACACGAUAACUCUUCGAUCAGUGAUGUCCAAAAGUUCAAUUAUUUGAGAGCACAGUUACGCGACGGAGCUGAAAGAGUCAUUGCCGGGUUGCCAUUAACCAGUGCCAAUUACGCUAAGAGCAUCCAGUUAUUGAAAGAUAGAUUCGCUCAACCCCACAAGAUUAUCAAUGCACACAUGGAGGCACUGCUCAACCUUCCAUCACCCACUGAUCAUUUAAGUAGUUUGAGGCUUUUCUAUGACUCAGUUGAAACACACAUCAGGGGACUUGAGUCACUAGGGAAGAAAACAGAAACGUAUGGAGAUAUUCUUGUUCCCAUCAUUCAGAAGAAGUUACCUAAUGGAAUUAAGAGGAAUCUAGCAAGGCAAAAUGGAAACAAGGAGUGGCAGCUUGACAACUUACGUAAGGCAAUCUUGAACGAAAUUGAAAUCUUAGAAGCAGGUCAGAACAGUUCUAGCGAUUAUGAACUCAGUAGCAACUCAACAACUGCUGCUACUGCUGCAUUUCUCACGACUUCAAAGCCACCUACACCUGUUCUCCCUCCUCCCACUGAUCGGCGCCCUACCAAGCGAACAUGCCUUUUCUGUAAGGGCGAACACAGUUCAAAUGAUUGUAAUGUUGUAACAGACAAGGGAAGGAGAUACUCCAUUGUACGUGAUGCAAGGGUAUGCUUUAACUGUCUUAAUCGUCAUUCAGUAUCUAAAUGCAAGUCACGGAACAGAUGUAAGGUGUGCCAUCGAAAAGCAUCAUACCAGUCUUUGCCAAAAUGCAGAAUCAACUCCCCUAGUGUCAUCCACUGAACCGCCAACUACAAACAAGGCUCAAUGUACACCCACCACAGACAAGACUACAGCACCUUCAGUCUCAUCCUACCACAUUGGUGAUACUAGCAGACACACCCCGUUCUACUGAAAACAGCCGUUGCUUCUGUUGGUAGUCACAACAAACACAUCAGUGCACACAUUUUAUUUGAUGAAGGGUCUCAACGCCCUUCAUUACUUCAGAUGUAGCGACCAAACUUGAUCUGAAACCAGAAAUGCAAGAGACCAUAUCCCUGUCAACCUUUGGUGGGAACACAUCAUCCGUUAAACGCAUUGACACUGCCACCGUUUUUGUUGAAACCGCUCAAGAGGAGAACAUUCCCAUUCGGCGUGAUCAUUGUACCAACAAUAGCUGCCCCCUCACUACUUACACUGGUGCCAAUGUAAGGAACUACCACACUUAAAGGGACUGUCAUUAGCACAAAACGUUGAUGAUUCACCUUUCACAGUUGAUAUUCUAAUCGGUGCAGAUCAUUAUUGGGACAUAGUGGAAAACGGUUGUCAAGGGUCCAGGUCCCACAGCAGCCAAAUCAAAGAUAGGAUACCUCCUUUCGGCCCCCUCUCCAACAGUAACCAUUCAGAGAACCUAAACACGCCUAUUUUAAAUGUUGUGACUGAGCAUCAUCAAGAACAAUUUGAUUUGGAACGUUUCUGGCGGAUUGAAUCAGUUGGUGUUCAGCCAAGCUCAUCAGAAGAAACGGUUGACUUUCUGAAGUACUAUCAAAACUCGUCUAUCAUGUUGGAGGAUGGCGGUACAGUGCAAAGCUACCCUGGCGACCAGAACAUCCCCCUCUACCAUCAAAUGCAGAAAUCACUAAGCAGAGAACCCGCUCCAUGGUCAGAAAACUAGCUGAAGAUCCUAAUAAAUUACGCAUGUACAAUGACAUCAUCCAAGAACAACAAUCUCGCGAUUUUAUCGAAAAGAGUGGACAAUCCAGAAACAACCAACGGAGUGUGUCAUUACAUACCUCAUCACGCUGUUCUCAAGGACUCUACCACAACUCCUCUACGCAUUGUGUACGACUGCAGCUUCAAACGAGGUGAACAACCCAGCUUGAAUGAUUGCUUACAGCCAGGUCCUCCACUUCUCAAUGAUCUUACUGGUAUACUUCUACGCCCGUCUCCACCAGUAUGCUAUAACUGCAGACAUUGAAAAGGCAUUUUUACAUGUAAACCUAGACCAAGCUGAUCGAGAUGCCACGCCGCUUCUACUGGCUAUCUAACACGGAUGACCCGGAGAGUGAAUUCAUUGUCUACCGAUUCAAGUCUGUCAUGUUUGGUGCCACAAGUUCCCCUUUCAUCUUAAAUGCCACUCUCAAUAAGCACCUCACACAGUCUACAGACCAAGUCAGCAUGGAUAUGUUAAGGAAUCUGUAUGUGGAUGAUCUCGCCUCGGAACAAACGAUGAUGAUUCAGCAGUCAACUAUUACCAAGAUGCCAGGAACAAAAUGUCACCGGUGGGCUUCAAUCUCAGGUCAUGGAGUUCAAACAGUCCUGGUGUUCAACAUAUUGCAGCCAAAAAUCAAAUCCUCGACACUAGUCCAACUAAAAAGUACUUGGCAUGGUAUGGGACAUAACUUCAGACACGCUCGAUUCUCAUGUAAACAGGCAACCUCUACCCCCCGUUGUCAACCAAGAGAGAGGUGUUACAAGAAACAGCAAAAGUCUUUGAUCCACUCGGCUUACUUCAACCAGUCACCGUUGCGGCUAAGAUUCUAAUACAAGAACUGUGGAAGGAAGGGAUUGAUUGGGACGAGCCCCUUCCACCUUCUCUUGAUCAAAAAUGGCGUGCUGUAGCAAAGGAGAUUGGAGAUGCAACCAAACUUGAGUUCCCACGUCGCUACUUCUCUUCUAAUGUCUCUGUCGAUAGCAGCGAUACAGAACUACAUGUUUUCGCUGAUGCAAGCCAGAAAGCCUAUGGAGCUGCUGCUUACUUAGUACGUGGAAACCAGUCAUCGUUAGCUAUGGCGAAGUCGCGUGUUGCUCCGACAAGGAAGAAACUCACCCUUCCAGAAUUGGAACUUAUGGCAACUCUAACAGCCGCACGUUUAGCUUCAUAUCUUCAAGAACAACUGCCAGUUACAAGAGUCACAUUGUGGUCUGACAGCCAAAUUGUUCUCCACUGGCUCAAAAGCACCAAGUUGUUGAAGCCAUUCGUCAACACUCGCAUCCAAGAAGUAAAGAAGCUGACAUCAACUUCAAACUGGAGGUACUGCCCUACAACUGAAAACCCCUCCGAUCUUCUCACAAGAGGGAUAACAGCACAUCAACUAGAGAUUUCCUUGCUGUGGAAACAUGGUCCCACAUGGUUACCAACCAGAUCCCAGUGGCCUUCAUGGCCUACGACAGAGGUUCUUCACUUAUCAGCAACUGAAACCUCUCCUGGUGGGUCUACCACAGACGGCACAGUCCCAGUUCAACAGCAAGGCCUUCAUCGCCUGAUCAAUCCAUCGGAUUUCAGCAGUUUACCAAAGCUUCUACGUGUUACAGCCUAUGUUUUCAGAUUUGUAAAACUUCUCCAGAAGAAACUUAGUCAACAAGGCCCAAUUACAGCCAUGGAAUAUGAUCAUGCCAUGACAGAAUGGGUGAAGACUCGUCAAUCUGUUGUCUUUCAUGCUGAAGUUAACAACCUCCUCUCGAAGUCGCGACACCGCAUAACUUUGGUACGUCAACCGCCUUUUCCUUGAUGAUGGUGGUCUUCUACGCUGUGGCGGAAGGAUACACAACGCACCCUUAAGUGGCAACACCAAGUUUCCUCUGCUACUUCCAAGCAAAGACCAUUUCACAGAUCUUGUAAUUCACUCCACCCAUGUCAAACAGCUUCAUGCAGGUGUCAACUCAACACUCACCGCCCUACGUCAAACUUAUUGGGUUCCUUCUGGCCGACAACGCGUCAAAACUUUAAUUGACAAAUGCGUAACCUGCAGAAAGGUCUCAGGAACAGCCUACAAUGCACCAGACCCACCACCCCUUCCCAAGUCAAGAAUACAACAAACACAACCCUUUGAAGUCACUGGGGUGGACUACACCGAGCUCUGUAUGUUCGAAAUGCUGGAAUCGAAACAAAGGUCUACAUAUGUCUGUUUACUUGUGCAACAACCAGGGCUAUUCAUCUUGAAGUUGUCGAAGACUUGACCGUUGAAGCCUUCUUACUAGCCUUUCGCAGAUUUGCAAGUCGGAAAUCUCUUCCAAGGAAACUAAUAUCUGACAAUGCCUCAACAUUUGUAUCAGCGAACAAUGAACUAAAGGAAUUGUUUCAAUCUCGUGCGCUCAAGGAAACACUAGCAAGGGAAGGCAUUGAAUGGCUAUUCAUCCCCAAGAAGGCGCCUUGGUACGGCGGGUUUUGGGAACGCCUCAUCGGUCUCACCAAAUCCACCAUCAAGAAGGUACUCGGCAGAGCUGCAGUCAACCUGUGCACUCUUCAGACAAUUGUUGUUGAAGUAGAGGCAAUUCUAAACGAUCGUCCCCAACCUACGUUUCCUCAGACAUUAAGGAUGAGGAAGCAUUAACCCCGCACAUCUACUUUAUGGCCGACCAAUUACGCCAUUACCACAUCCACCAGUAGAAAGUGACGCAGUGAGUGAUCCCACCUACCAAACAAGUACAGAUUUACUAAGAAGGGCAAAACGUGUCACCUUACUGAUCCAACACUUUUGGCAACGAUGGCGUCAUGAGUACCUUACCUCCCUCCGAGAGUUCCACAAAGGUUCAGGAAUCAACACAGAAUCCGUGAAGGCUGGUGAUGUAGUUCUAAUCCAUGAUGAUAGCCCUAGAGUAAACUGGAAACUAGCACUUGUCACAUCCAUUAACAGAGGUCGCGAUGGACUUGUGCGUUCCGCAAAUUUACGCACCGCCAAUGGAACAACAAACCGUCCCAUAACAAGAUUACACCCUCUAGAAGUUCACGCCAAGGAAGCACAGUGUUGCACAGAGGAUCAAGCAACCGCAGUAGAAACUCCAACCCCUGUGAGGAGACCACAAAGAGAUGCAGCACGACGAGCAAUAAGGAGAAUUGCAGAUUGGGCCAAGGACAUUCGCGCCCCCUCCCCCCCGGAGGAUGUGAAAUAGUUAAAUCGUGACAUUUGAACGUGUAUUUCGUUACCUUUCAUGUAAUUCGUUACCUGGUCAGCGGUCAUUUAUGUAAUGCUUACGUCACAAGAACAGAACCUUUUUCUGCCUCGCUCUCGUUACUUUAUGACCGCCAUGUUGUGUUAAUGUUGUCUGAAAUAUACAUGUAACUACAUUGAGUUCUCUGUCGUAUUUACUGCUUCCCCACAACACCUUUGAAUUAUCAUAAAAUGUUUGUCAUUUGAUGCAAAUUUUUCUUCCUUUUCAUCGGCCAAGAGCCCACCAUGUGACCUGCAAAUAACAGCCAACAUACAAAGGUCUGCCCGUGCGCGAUGUUGUCCAUCUGUGUUUGGCUGCAAGUGAUACUCUGCUCAACAUGUGUAAAUCAGAAACCAUGCUUUUCUCCUUCUUGGGAUCGUUCUUGUGUAAAAAUGGCAGAUCACUUAGAUUUUGAUUAAAACAAACUCAGGGAUCGAAUGAUAAAACAAUUAUUGAACUUGGUUAUUGCGCAAUUUCCUGAUGUGUCAGUAGUGAGCAGAUGAAUUUAUUCGGCUGAGGCAAAUAAUUGAUGUGCAAGACAAGUCUAAAACGUCUGAAAGAUUAUUUCUUGAGUACAAGAGAAUAAUGAAAUUUAAAGGUUGUCUCUGAAAGUUUUAGUGAUGUUAAGUGUGUCAAAUCCUUUUUGCCAGGCGUAACUUUAUUUCUGCUGGUGCAGCAGCGGGUGUGGCCUCAGCGUUUGGGGCUCCUGUUGGUGGUCUUCUCUUUUCUAUGGAAGAGGUGUCUUCUUUCUGGAACAUGAAAUUAUCCUGGCAAACAUUCUUUGCCUGCAUGGUGUCAACAUUCACUACAGUAAGUAUAAUAAAUUUACAAAAAUGUUAUUUUCUAUCAGACAUUAGAAGGCAGCAGGACACAUAGUUGCUUGUCAUCUUUGUUGGUUGGAGAAGUUGCAUAUAGCAAGCUUAGGUUUGCCGUAAAUGAUUUAAUAGACACCCGAGAAGCUCUCCUAAGGACUGUCUUGUAAGUGGACAGCUCUACUUACGGCAGCCUUCACAAAUCCCUGUCUCAAUUCCCAUACAAGCCUUUGGAGUAGGCAGGUCAUUUGUUGCAAUGAGUCUCGAUCUUGUUACAAACAUUUUCCUCAAACAUAUAUAGAAACUGUAGUAACAUGCCCUCUCGAGAUUUGUUUUUUAUUAUCAAAAAAUCAAAAUACUAUUCUUAGAAAGAUCUAAAUAUAGCCAAUAGAAAACGAAUGUAUUGAAAAAACAAGGUACACUGAGUAAAACAAACUAUAAAAAUUUGAUUUUCCCUAUGGAAAAUAUGUCCCCGUAGUACACGGCAUUAGUGUUUGGAGGUAGUGGUACUGGGUUUGAAACCUGCCAACAGCCAUAUUUUUUUACACAAAUUUUAUAGAUUCCUUUUUUUCUUCUUUUCUAUGGUUACUGGAGUAAAGACUAUUCAUCACCAGUAAGCUUGUGUCCUCUUGGAGGACUAUUUUUUGCUAUUUUUUGAGCAUUUGAGACAGUGUGUCAAUUACUAGAUAAUUUAUGGUAGUGUUCAUAAUUUUGUGCUCAAAGAUAGGGAGACACAGUGCGAAGCAAACUUUAUUAAGUAAAAACAAAAACUGCCUUUAAAUUGUUGGUCAUGACUCUGAAAGAGUGAGAUAUUAACUGAAAUGUCUUAUUUAAUUUUGCUUUUAUAUAGGAUUUGUUUAAUUCAGCUUUUGAUGGAUUCAAGUAUCAAGGAGACUUUGGAUUGUUCAAAGCUGAAAAGAACAUCUUAUUUCAGGCAAGUAUCUCCAUAAAGUAUUUUUUCAAACAUUUAAUAUGGCCAUAAUGUGUCUGUAUUUUAGUGUAUUGUAUUUUGAUGUACAAGUUCAAGCAGGAGCACAUUACUUUUUUCUUCUCUUUCAGUAUUUGAUUUAAUUUAAAGCUUGUUAGAAAAACUCCUUGAUUUCAAGUUAAUUUAAAUUCCAGGAUGUUCAUUGCUAGCAGGAUUUUUUAGUGCUAGUUCUUAUUUUUAAAAUAUGGAAGAUGCUUUAAAAUCCAAAAUUUGAAUAUGAAUCUUAGUCCCUUAAAUUCAAGCAAAAAAACCUCCCAUAAUAAGCCCCUUUAAAUGUAAGCCCUAAUAUAUUGGAUCUUGAAAAAUAUAAUCCCCGGCGCUUAUCUGCAGAAUUUCAUGUAUUCACAUAAAAAAAUUCAUCUUCUAGUUUGGCAGAGGCAAAUCUAAGAAACAGAAAAAAAACAAGGGCCAUGGCAAUUGAUGACAUGUCUUGUGUCUGCGUCUCAUACUGAGUUGGAAUUUACUGCAUGAUCUGCAUUUUCACCUGUUCACAGAGAACAACGUCAUCUGCUUGAUCUUGCUGCGUGAUCUGUAUUUUAAGGCCUGGUUCAGAUGCCGUACUUUUCAUGUGCUGAACCUAAUUGAAUAAGUUUGACUUUGGAGCGACACUGGUGUGACAUCUGAUUCAGGCAGCGCACCAUGUGUCAAGCCUAAGUUAAGUUCAACAAAAGUUCGAAAGACUCUGUCGAAUUUAACGCUUUUGCCGCACCAAACUAAAACUGCUGUACCAAAUUGACUCAGACACUGCUCUUUUGCCUUACUUAAUUCAUCAGUUAGGUUCGGCACAUGAGUGGAGUGGCAUCUGAACUGGGGCUAACAUAGCCUGCGUAGCAUGGCGGUUUUGGUUGGGUGAGGGCAGAGAAACCGCGAGGAGAUUGGGGCGGAAGCAACUUGAAAAACCGCCUGCACGGACGGGGGGCUUUUUUGAGUCGGUCCGCACGCCAGCGUACGGAUCGUUCCGAUUGGUUCGGAAUGUUCGCCUGUCAAUCAAAUAUUUUGGUAAUCUCCCAUGGGAGAGUUUCGAGGGACUGAACAAAUCAUCUCCGCAACACAAAAUCAAAAUAUCUAAGAAGCGUUGACCGGAGUGUCGUCGCUCUUGAAUAUUUGACGGGAAAACAGGGCAAUUGUAUUGAAGCCUAAACAGGAAAUGGCCCUCUACAGUCUUCUUCAAAGGAGAGAUGUCAUGGAAAUUUUGUCAACAAGAUUUGGCAAGAGCAUGAUCUUUACUGUCUUUGCUAUGGCCAAAGAAGAAAUAUCCUCAUCGAAAACCUGUAUGAUCACAAUUUGCCCUCUAAAAAGUAAUAUCGACGACCAGAUAUCUGAAAUGUUGUCGCUGAGCUGUAAAGCAAUGGACCUUAUGACAGAAACAGUAAAUUUCAGUGCUUCGAGAAAGUUCACCUCAAUUUUCUCUAUUACUCGGUGUUAGAGAAUAACGCACUCCAGCGCAAUACAUCGAACGGUGUCCGCGAUUGUGGUCGAUGAAUCGCAUACGGUAGAAGAAAGACGCACAGCGUAAUUCUCCAUACUUUUUUGCUUGGUGUAGCUUAAGUUUAAGCUACAGCUCAAAUCUGAAGAUCGCGCUAUACGUAAAAAUACAACAUCCUGCAAACAACUCUUAAAAAGCCGGGCCCAGCGUCAAAACAUUCACGGACAAAGCAGUGACAAAGAAACUACAAACCAAGGCUCCUUGGUUUGUAGUUGUCCAGAUCCAGGCAUUUUAGUCGGAAAAGACCAAAGAAACUAAAAUAUUUAUUUAGCCGUAAUAAAAAGCUUUAGGCUUUAAGAGUGGUCAAAGAAAUUACUACUUUACAACUGCAUCUGAGAUCAACAAAUUCUAAUUAGCGAAAAUAACAUUAACCACAGGAAAUAAUUACUCAAUACGGAUUAAACAAACCAACUCCAUGACCUCUAAAUAAAUGUAAGACUUAGUGCAGCAAAAAUAAGAUCUACUCAGUCAAGUCUAGAACGCAAUGCAGUCACCAAUGGGCGAGAUAGCCACAAAGAAAAAAUCCGUGUUUGUUCAAGCAAACUCCAAUUCCGGCCAAGGUCACGUUUUACACUAUAUCACGAGCUUUUGUGUCGUUUUUAGGCUGUCAACACUUUACUUCUGAUUGGCUGGGAAAACUGAAACCAAACAAGUUGUCAACAGGAUGUCAAAAUGAGUUGAAGGGGGCGGCAGUUGAAAAGGCCACGAAUCCGGGCAGGCGGUUUUUAUUUUUCUCGCGGCUUCGCCGCUCGUUCUCGCGCGCUUCGCGCGCGAAUUUCGCCGCUACGCCGCUCCUGCGCCCGGCUCGACAAAACCGCCAUGCUACGCAGGCUAUUUAUUUUUCUCGCGGCUUCGCCGCUCGUUCUCGCGCGCUUUGCGCGCGAAUUUCGCCGCUACGCCGCUCCUGCGCCCGGCUCGACAAAACCGCCAUGCUACGCAGGCUAGGGCUAACAAAUCCACAUCCCUCUAAUGGUCCCCAGCUUAGUACACCCCAAGCUGAUUUAUUUUGUUUCAUUGCAGAUUAGUCAUGGCAUUGGUUUAAAUAUUCUGGCAUUCAUACCUACAGUUAUUCUUGGCAUUAUUGGUGGACUGUUGGGUGCUGUGUUUACAUUUAUUAAUUUAAAGGUACAAUAUGUACGUAUGAUAAUGAAUGGAUAUGUUGUAGUUCAAUUUUAUCCUUGGUUUAAAUUUUGGCUUGUUUUGUUUUGGGUGAUGUAAGUAUGGGUAAUCAAAUGGUGAAAAAAGGCUCGGGAAAUUAUAAGGAUUUGGACAAAAAUUAGGGAAUAAUUAUUAUUCCCUAAUUUCACGAGUAUACCAUGUGAUUACCUAUUAAUAUCAUGGGUGACGAAUUACAUUAGCAAUCUUGGAUUUUUGACAUGUUUAUCCUGGAUCGUAUCGAUUGAGAACUCCACUCUCUCAAAUGUUUAGACCUUAAAUUUGGCUUAUAAAGUUCAGAAUUUUUCAGACAAUUUUGGCAAAAUACCUGUUAGAAUCCUUCUUGAUGUUCUCUUGUGUGUUCAGGUUUUCUAAAGCGUCUUUUUUUGCCCUGACAUCUUCAUUCAUGGCAUUUUAAAAACUCGUUGCAAUCUCGACACUGAGACGUACGGAAGGUUGCCAUGACAAUUUUGUAAUUUCACAUGUGAAAUUACAAAUUAAUGCUGAAAUUUCACGCCAAAAUUAGGGAGUAAUUCGUCACCUGUGAUAUUAUGUUUGAUAAUGACAUGAUAAUGAGUUUGAAAGAAAAGAAAAGAAAUUUUAUACCAAGGAUAAAAUUGAACCACAUCAUGUACCUGAUUGAAAAAAACAUUGUUGCUUUGAAAGUGUCAAUCAAGAAUGAUGACGCUUCAUGGUAUACAUUCAUUAGCACUUGGGAAAUAUAAAGUUCUUUCAACAAAAGUUUACGUUGUCGCGAGCUGCUUGAUUACUUUGUUAAGGCAUGCAGUUGUCUUUUUAUGUCUUCUAAGACAUCUUUUAGGUCCUAUUCCCUAUCUUAUGAUAAUAAUUUGAAGUUUACAGUGGUUGACAUUACCUUCAUUUUCAGUUGUUGGUUUUUAACAGUUCAGUUUGCCCACAUGACUUCAUUGUGUUGAUUGUUCUUGAAGAUUGCAAGGUUUAGACGAUCACAAAUUGGCAAAAUAAAAUCCAAGCAAUGGAAGAACAUAGCCAAGAUAUCUGAACCAGUUCUUAUAAUGGUAUGUGCUUGAUAUAAGUCCUGCAUUAAAAUAAUUUAUACUAAAAUAUAUAAACUUUUAAUCAGCAUUUCAAUCCAAAGAGUAUGCUGCGUCUCUUCUUUCUUUCUUGGUGUCACGCAUAGAGAAGAGUGGGAGGCAUCUGAAAAAAUCUCUUAGGUGCUACACUAAAUGCAUUGGAGAAUUUCUAAGUAUUCUCUCUAGUGAAAAUUGUGCAUUGUAUCAGCAUAGAAAAUGGUCUUUUUCAAGUUCAAAUAAGAAACCCAUUAUUGCAGGUUAGAAAAAUGGUUUUUGAGUUUUAUGUUUGUACUAGACAAUCUCCCAGUGUUAGCUGCAACUGCUGAUACUGUGGGCUCCACAGCUUUACGUGCAUUAAGCGUGGAUAAACUUAAGUAAUCCCAGAUUGUUUAUUGUGUUGUAGAUUAUAACCGGUACAGCCUCUGUAUUUUUGCCUGCUGCAUUCCCUUGCACCUCGUUUCAGUGCAGUUUUACAUCUGAAGGGUUCAGGUAAUGGUACUACCUUAAUUUUUCCACAUAGAUUCAGUGCAUUCUAGAUCUCAACAAUUUCAAUAAAAUUACUGGGAACAUACAUGUAACAGUUAUCUACGUCAAUUUUAAGGCUGUUUUUUUUUCUUUUGGCUUAAUUUUGUCUGGAUUUUUGCAUGUGACCUUAAAUCCAGACUGUCAAGAGACCAUCAGAUUGACAUUAUAGAUUGCUGCUUUAUAACGGAUUUCUCUGAAUUUCUAACACCCCAACCCUCGUUCUAACCAGCAAUUUGCCUUGGCGACCUGUUGAACUUAAUGAUUACCCUCAACAUAGGGGUCUGCAAACAUUCUACCAUAAAUUUUCUUGGAGGGACCUUUUUCAGAGAUUUUGGUCCCUAUUCUCUCUGCUUGUUCAUGAGCACCCAACGAGAAUAUAGUUCAAAACCACUUAACAUAGCAUAUGUUGAACGUAUUUUAGUAUUUAAAAGGUAGAUAUAGGCAUAUUUUUAUCCCCUAAAAAUUUUUCAUCUGUUCGGAUUUCCUAGCUGAAAGUCUAGUGAUCCGAAAAUUAUAGGGAUCAAAACUUACCUUUUCGAAAAUUUCAGCCAGGAAAAGGCUCCCGAAAAUUCUAGGUGGCCUUUUUUAGGGUAAAUAUCCGUUUAAAAUGGGUAAUUAUUCCAUUUUGUAGAUGUUCGAAACUCCUAGGAGAGGCAGGCAAGCAAGAAAUUUUACAGCAAAUGUUCCGAAAAUUCUAGUUCUCAAAUCGUCUUCCGAACAGAUAUUUUCCCGAAAAUUGCCGUUGGGUGUCCCUGCUUGUUUGUAAGAAAAGUGAGGCCAGAAAUUGGAGUGCAGAAGAAACAAAUGAAGUGCUUGGUUAAGGAAACAGAGAGAUAGCAGAGUCAGCGCCAGGCCUCUAUUGACUCUCUCUAUCUGUCACUGACUGAGGAAACAUCGUUCUCUAUAACUUUAUUGACAAGGCUGACAUUUCACAAUGCCACCACUGGUUUCCCCGUGAAAUGACGUCUGAGAAACAAGUUCAGAAAUUAGGGACUUUAAGAUCCAACGACGCGGACGAUAACGAGAACGUCAAAAAAACAAUUGGUUUAAUUAGCAAAACAACAACUUCUCACGUGCAUCACACUUUUUUGUACAUUUCUAUUCCGUUUUUGCACGACUACGACGUCAAAAUGCCUAAUUUAGCGUUUUGUGGAGGACGCAAACAAGCAACGACGAAAUUUUAUUUCUCUUUCUGAGCGUGAAUUUGGACCCUUGAAAUUCAGCUUUAGAAGGGUUCGCCUACAGUUGACAAAGUAAGUAGGUAGGAAUAAUUUUUAAGCGACGUUCUUGUCGCCGUCGCGUCGUUGGAUCUUAAAGUCCCUAUUGUAUACUGAUGACGCGUCACUACCCAGAUCUAAGUAGUGCUUCUGAUUGGCCAUGCCCGCAUGGGAAAUUUGCUUCAGCCAAUCAGAAGCUCUACCCAGAUCUCCAGUGUGGAAUAUCUGCACUGCUCUCUCAGAGGUCAUUUUGCGGGGAAACCAGUAGUGGUAUCGCGAAUGUCGGCUUUUUUUUCAGGCUAGUCACCAGGUUUAAAAUUCAUCUUCACAUUCAUAUCAUUGUGAACUUGCCACCUUAGUAAUAGAGCAUCUAGGCUAGAAACCAGGAGGUUAUCAAGGAUUCGACUCCAACUGGGAGAACUCAACUUCAACUUUAUUUUUUAAAAAUGGUAUUACAGUAGACUGGCCCGCAAAAUAGCAAUUGCUAAUCUAUGCGGCCCAGUUAAAAGGAAAAAUAUAAUGAAAGUAAAGGAAGGAAAAUAUUUUAAGUUACAAUAGUUCUCAUUUCUAUCAUAAUUUUAUUUUAAUUACCAUUACAUCUAAGGAAAAACGAAAAAGGAAUUGACAGAGAGCGAAAACCUUAUAAAUUUAACACAGAAAUUACUUAACUGUCAAUCCAACUUUUUAAAUUAUCAAUGGCGUCUCAAUAUAGUCCUUUUCUCUUUUUAAGAUAUCGUAAAGCAAUCCGUGAGGUACUUUCGCAAAUUCCUUUUUCGGAGCACUCUAAUACCACAAGGUAUCUCAUUCCAAAGUUUUACGCUAAAGCGAGACAAGGAGUUUUGUGUAACUUGGAUUUUCUUCUGAUUCGUCUGUGUCACUGAUUGAAAAAAGAUCACGCAUUUUCAAAUCCAUGAAUUAUCACCAUUGACCUUGGCUAAAUUAUCUAGGCAAAUGUGCAGCCUUUCAAGCCCUUUGCUAAUGCCCCAUCUCUUGUAAGUAAUAUUGUCUAAGGAAUGUGAUGUUCUAUCCUAGUGAAAAGUGUUUGACAAGCAGUCAGCAUCCUCUGCACACUGAGAGAGACGUCAACAAAUACACCUGUCCUGUAGGAAUCACAAGUGUCAUCAAUGGAACAGAGUUUACCAACUCUUCCUUUAACGAAGGUAACCGGGGGUGGGGGUGGGGGGGGGGGGGGGGACUGGGUGACGAAAAUGUAAAAGUAGAAAGUGAGGAGUGGGGUAGGGGUAAUAAAUUUGGUUAUGAGCGAAAACAUUUUGGACACAGUCUUUCAAAAUUAUAAAAAGAGGGUCGCAAUAGGAUCACAUGAACCCUUGACGUUCUCGUUGUUGUCGCGGCCAUCGUCGCUAUAGCUCCCUAUUUUAAAAAGUUAAAAGUUGUCUCUGAUAAAAAGGUUUAUGUGCAACGGGACCCUGCCUUAAAACACUUUACGUUAAAUGGACGUGCUGAGGUUCUGUUCAAAUCGUUUUGGGGGCAAAUAAGCGGUACAUUUGCGUUGAAGAAUCUAAAACAGGAAUCGGACUGAGAAAAAGACCACAUGCAAAAAGGAAGGGUAACUCAUUGAUGCCACUUUUCCAUUCCCCACUUCACUCCCCUAAUUACUAGUGGUAGCUCAUGGACGUCAAUCGUGGUUUCUAAUCAUUGUGGGAUGUAUUUCUUUUCUUUUUUUUUCCUUUAGUUGCCACGUUGCUAUUUGUAACUGGAGAAAAAGCCAUUCAUCACUUGUUUUCCAGGGAUACACCUUAUGAGCUGGGAUAUGCGUAUGUAGCAAUGAUAAUUUGUCUUAACGCAACCUUAGAGAAGACAAUUAUAAGUGGCCUCCAAACUCUCAAACUUGUAAGAUUUUGCAAAAAAUAAUUCUCCUAACGUUUAAGCGUUAUAGAGCAAUUAUCUCUCUAGCUAUAGCUGAACAUAAGCUCUUCUCUUUUACCUCAUUUUGUUGUUGUUUUUUUUUCGAAAACUCGAAAAGCUUUUGAAAAUAAUUUCUCCCGAAAUUAUAAGUAACUUCACAGCUGUUUUUCUCUUUUCAAGCAGUUAAACUACUAUCGUUGUGAAGUUCCCAAUAUUUCUCAAGAUUGAAUUUGGAAUGUGCUAUUGAACAUUUAGUACUAAGUGGUUUUCCUGAGGGUGGACUUUACUAUUGUGUCUGAUAAAAGGAAGACAAAUCUCAUAUUACUGUUUUUAAAAAUUCUGUAAAACAAAUGGCAUCAUGUUAAAGUACUGUUACUAGUAAAGAGGUUUCAUUUGCAUAGUCUCAGUCGACACCAUGCUUUUUUUGUCACUUACUGUUUGUAUGACUUAUCUUGAUCAUUAAUUCUGUGAUUGAAGUUUUUAAUAAUAAGCAAAUAUCGCGCCGAACGUUGUUAAUGGAUUUUGCCUCCUUUUUUCAGGUCGCUGUUUACAGUUUUAGUAAUCUACUUUCUGCUAGCGUGUUGGUCAGCUGGAACUGCUAUCUCUAGCGGUUUGGUCGUGCCUAUGUUGUAAGUACAAUUACUGUGCGUUCAGGAUGCAUGGGAAACCUGUUCUAAGAUCAGGAAGGGUAGCCUGAAGCCUACAUGCACGAUAAUUCAGUUUUUUAAAGAAAUUUGUGGCAUUUUCCCAAGUUUUCAAAAGUAAAAACUGGAACUACCUCUUGGUCACGUGUACUUUGCUUUGAAUUCUUAUUUAUGCCCCAUUCAUACCAUUAGACGCUUGUAAAAGUUGUUUUGUUCAACACGGUUGAAAUUGUUUCCUCCAUAAAAACUUCCUAAUGAUUUUUGUCAGUUACAAAUUUGGCACAAUUUAAAGGCUGGAAGGCAUAAAUCAAAACUGAACUUCAAAUCUAUGUAAAAGGCAGUCGUUAAGUUUUCUUUUCCUGAUGUUCAUUUGUAAAAACUGGUUUAACUAAACAUGCUUUGUUGGUGUGAGUAAGGCUUUAAUUACUAGCUGUGUUAUCUUACUAAUCAAGCCUUAGGCCAACUCGUGGAUUGCACGCUCUUAUUUCCCCGCGUUUGCAUUGAUCCGCAGCUAAAUGUACUUUCAUUUGAGUUCUGAUUGGUUACUGGGACCGUUUGCAGCUGUUGUUAUUGGUCAGGUUGUCUGUGAACUUGCUUUGAUUCUGCCCAGCUCAGUUCCGUAUUAGUAUUGUAGUACUCUAUCUUGUCACCAAUUCACGUAGGGAUCUAAUCUUUUUAGAUUUAUAGGUGGGACUUAUGGACGGAUUAUUGGAAGAGCUAUGGUUGACAUGUUCGGUUUUCACUCAACAGGUGUGUGGCCUUUAAACGAGCGUGCUUGUUCCCGCCUACUUGAGAAAACAAGAAAAGAUAUAGCCUGCGUAUAUAGUCGCCUCUCAUCGCGUUGCAGCGAUUUUUAACCCUUUAAACCGUACCACCAAAAUUUGAAUUCUCAUUUGUUGCCCCCAUUCAUUUCUUACAGAAGUGGUUGGGAGAAAUUGAUAAAAUAUCAAGCAAAUUCAUUUCGGGAUUUUUUUGGGUGGGAAAAUUUUGGCAAGUAUUUUAUUGGUAGCUUGAUUUAAGAAGAGGUUUUUUGGCUAUUCGAAACUAAUGUUUCCGUUUUUCGGGUUAUAUCAUGUAAUGCUUUCUGAAAAUCUUUACGGCUUGGAAAUUCGGCAGGGGAUUUUUUUGGUGUUAAAUUUUGCUCCAGGGAUUUCUUGGGGGUUUUAUUGGAAGCUUUAGGGAUUUUUUGGGUUGUCACCAAAAAUCCGGAUUACACCCCCUCCCCCUGGGGGUGUUGAUAAAUUGGAUAAGUUAAAUGAACAGAACUGCACGAGGGACUCUCGUAUGACGUACAAUGCAAAGCGAAUUUAUUACGAACUAAAACUAGAUAUUCUUCUCUUCACUCUGAUUGGUCAAUAAGACGAGCCUUUUUGACUCGUUAAGUCAUUUUUGAUUGGAAUUCGAGCAAAACUUGUUUUGAUCGUUUUAACUUUCAAAUGAUGGCGGAUGAAACUAUUCAUGAACGCGCUAGGGAAACAAAAAUCGUACUUUUGUAAAUUAACAUGACAUUCCAUUCGUUGCCUAUGACCUUCGGGACAGCAGUUUGCACUUACAAGAAGUCCCCUGUGCAACCCCUAAAGAAGCGGAUUUGAAAGUAAUCGUAUGUUCCGGCUGACUUUGUAUUUUUACGUCAGGUUACUGGGCGUGGAUGGAUCCAGGGGCCUUUGCGCUUAUCGGUGCGGCAUCAUUUUUUGGUGGAGUGUCAAGACUAACCAUGUCGUUAACAGUGAUUAUGGUAGGUUAAAAUAUCAACAAGGACGGUUUAAAAGAACUAGAACAGUCAAAAACAGAAAAGAAUCAGCUCUUAAUGGGCGAUUCGUUUUCUUUCAGUAUUAUUCAUUUAGUAUAUUUCUUCGUUUCUGAUUGGCUCAAAUCCCUCGGCUAAUUCUUCAUGACAAGUUGUCGUUGACCAAAUUUGGAAGAGUUUGUGAUAACCAGGAAAAUGACAUCAGCAGUACAGGAUAUGGGGACGAGGUUACGUUUGCUUAGGCUCAGUUCAAACGUCGAUCUUUUCAUGUAGCGAACCUAAUCCCUUCAAUUUAGAACAUGAGGAGAUCGACGUUUGAAUCAUAUCCGAUCUACGUUUGAAUCAUGUUCGACCUAUCAUGAAUUUCUUGUCGACCCAUCAAUUAAAAUCGAGUGGCCCACAUGGGAAUUUCGACUGUGGAGUGAUUUCGUUUCAAACGUCGAACUUCUCAUAUUCCGAACCUAAUGCGUAAAUUACUAAAAUUUGUUUUCACUAGUUAGCAGUUUAGACCAUUGUACAUCGUGGAAAUGAAUUGUUUCCGACCACUUAAGUUCGACGGUUGAUCAUGUGAGUCGACCUAAUUAGGUAUUAAGUUCGGUACAUGAAAAGAUCGACUUUUAAAGUAAUCCUUAGCUGCUUUGGUAGAGCUGGAGAAAAUGGCGGAAAUGUUGACACGUUUUUCGAACAACAAAAUAGCCAACCUGCGGCUAAAUAUUUUUAAACUUUCGUGACCAGUGCUAGGGCAUUUCAAAACUAAAUUUAGGGUUAUUUCGUGAAGCUACCAUCAAGCUACUAUUAGGAAUUGUAUUUCUUACAAAUUCAUUGGACUUUCAGAUGGAGAUCACAAAUGACAUCCAGUUCUUGUUACCGAUCAUGGUCGCCAUUAUGGUAGCGAAGUGGGUUGGUGACUUUGCCACUCAUCCUCUUUAUCAUGCAUUGCUGGAAUUGAAGUGCAUUCCCUUCCUUGAUUCGGAACCUGUUAUUCUUCACGAGGGAUCACAAGCGUAAGUCGCUAUAAUUCAUUAAUCAAACGUAAGUGCAGCACCUUAUAAGUCGCAUGGCUCUCAGAUUGUCCCCAUUCUCUUUCCUCUCACGCAUUGGUUGGUUUUCAGUAAAGUGAUGUUACACUGGACGAUUCGCAUCGACGAUUUUUAUCGCAACACAAGGUUGCAACAUUGUUGCGACAUUGUUUCGAAUAGUUAUAACAUUGUACCAAUAUUGCGACGCUGUGUUGCGUUAAAAAUCGUCUUUGCGAAUCGUCCCGUGUGUAGACUACGAGCAGUCUCUCUUUUUUCUUGGUCUGUCGAGCAAAACGCCCGAGACACGCAAAUAACCACGCGCGUGACUGAAGGCGCGAGACGGGAGAGGCUGCCGCCCUCGUUUCUCGCGUCUCGCGGCGUUGCCACUCAACGCUCGCGCGCGCCUGCAGUCCCCUUGCUAAAUCUGAAGAAAAAGAGAGGCUGCUCGCAGUCUAUCCCGUGUGAUAUCACCUUUAGGGAGCUUAAGGAAAGGCGUUUUAAAUAACGCACGUCCGUCCACCGGAAAUGGACUUUUUACAUUCAUGAGCAGCGGUUUUUCCCAAUACUUCGGACCAAUCGUUUCUAUAAGAGUGAAGAAACUUAGCAAGAUAAGUUGGGUAGCGUCAGGGCAUAUUGAGAGGGAAAAGGGCUCACAUUCGGUUGAUGUGCGUGGCACAGUCAACGCCUUUGCUUAAGGCUGCGUGCAAACGGACGCAGCAACUCCCAACAUUGUUGCGCAACAAUGUUGGGAGUUGUUGCGUGCGCGGUGUUGGCAGUGAUGUGCAAACGAAUGCAACAACUCCCAACAAUGUUGGGACCUGCAGUGCGUCGUGGGAAGGAUACAACCCAUAAGUCUUUGUUCCAUGCGUAAUUAGCAUGCGUGGCCCCAGCAAUGUUGGAAGAGCUGUGCAAACGGAUCCAACAUUGUUGCGCCACGCUUCGGCGAUCACGGAACAAAAGAAAUGUUGGGAGUUGUUGGCUGAAAAGUUUGACCGGUUUCAAACUCUGCGCAACAACACGCAACAACAACCAACAACAUGUAACAGGGUGUGCAAGCGGACGCAACAUGUAACAUCCAACAAUUUUGGGAGUUGUUGGCCAACAAUGUUGCGUCCGUUUGCACGCAGCCUAAGCUGCCUGUUGGUGAACUUUCACCUUCAAACGACACAUGAUCGUACCAAGCUCUCUCAGUAUUCUCAUGUGUUUUCCCGUGCGUAAUUAUGACGCGACGACAUUCAAUGCUUUAAAUUCUGAUUGAUUCCUCGAAUUUUCUGAGUUUGCUGUACAUGGCCGAAGUGGUGAAUUCAGUUUUAGAUUGGUUUUUAGAGAUUUGGUUUCAGUUUUAGACAUUCGGCGAGGUUUUAUAUUGACUAUGAAGGCAACAUUCAGAGAAAUACCACUUAUAAACGAGUCUCGUUCUCUCUAAUCCCUCAUUUCCGAGUUGCCUCAAGGCUCUGUUUCAAAGCGAAGCCUACUUCCAAGGCGUUAAUAUAAAAAUGAUUUUACAUUCCCAUGCAAAUAAAUCUCAUUUCACAAGAAAGGCAUUGCAAGUGAGAGUUUUUGGAACUCUUGUUAAAGUUUGUGAUUCAAGGAAAUUUCCGGGUUGCGAAUUCGAGUUGCAAAUUCAAGUUCAUAACGGCAAAUGAAUAUUAAUAAAUAUUGUCAUGCAGAGAGCGAGACAUAAACGUAAAAACCAAUACAAAGCAAGGCAUGAUCUACUCAUCAAUCACGUUUUUGUUUCCUUCUUCGCGCCGCUUUCCCUUUGUUAUUAUUAAAACGUGCUAACAGAAAAACUCCACCGACAUUUUUCUUGUAAGCAACUUUCUUUGCUCUUUUAGGAUUAAUUUGGAGUUGUUUAAAGCUGGAGAUGCCAUGUCGUCGCCGGCCAUUGUAAGUUUAACAGAAUUAACUCAUACUUUUUUCUUAUUGGAAACCGGAAAUUGCUGUAAAAACUUUUACAUAACUUCAUGCCUGAAAAAGGUUAAAAAUACAGUAAACACCCGCAUAUAAGAACAUAUGAUUUCGGGGUUCAGGCUGAUCUAGUUCUUAUUUAUCUGGUGCUUAGUGAGAAAUCAGCCUGAAGAUGUUCUUAAACUUUGUUUAUUAAAAAUAAUAAUAAUAAAUUCAGAUAAUUUAUUACAUGUAUUUGACAUUGAUAUCCUUCAGCUAGUUGCAGCAUAAUAUGAUCCUCUGGAGCAUAAAAUUCUAAAGACACGCGGGCAACUGAACGUGUUGUAGUUGUGUAAUUUUCUAGUAGCAACCAUUAUAGUUACAUUGCUUUCUUGUUCGAACACCCUCCCCCUCAUUGUAUAAGAACAUGUUUUAUUUGCUAGGCUGAACUAGUUCUUAUAUAUAUGGUGCUUUUUGGGCCAAAUUUCAGCCUAAUGUUCUUAAUACAUUUGUUCUUAUAUGCGGGUGUUUACUGUACUAGAAAGAUAUGCAGAAAUCCAACGGUCACGUGAGUUUUAAGACUUUCUUUGCAUAUUAUUUCCAAAAGUAAACAAAUCAUUAUACGUUUCUGGGAACCACCCCUAAGCCACCAUUAACACUUACUUCUCACUAAGGUCAAAAUGUUGGCUUUGAGGAGGGGUAGGUGGGGCAUUUUCCCAGGGCAUCCUGAAGUGAUGCACUGAUCAGCGACCAUCCCAGGGGCACAGGCGGGUAGGGUGCGGGUUUUGUUAACUGUUGUCGCCAGUUUUAGUCCGGGAUGGUCGGGAGUCAAUCACUUAAUUGCACUUUUCAUAGUGUUUAAGAAACUUGAGGAGACUUUUGGAACUAUAUACUUACACAGGGUCCUCUUCUUCGCUGCAUAUCUGAAGGAUUCAAUUCCUCACACGUUCAGGAACUAAUUCCUUGAAGUUUGCAUUUUCUUUCAGGUUGUUCACAAAAUCGAGUCAGUGUCUCGACUCACUCAGCUUUUGCAAGAUACCCCUCACGGUGGGUACCCUGUGGUGGUGAAAACUGACAGAGAGGAUGAGGUGUUCUCGGGUUUAAUAUCCCGGUAAGUAUUUCCCUAUCCAGUCCUCCUUCCCGGUAAUUUCCUCUAACCCCACCCCCCUGCCCAAAUUCUCCCUUCUCACUACUCCCUCCUCACUUGUGUUACGUACUAACAUCUCUCUUUCCGCGCGCGCUGCAUGUGAACUGUCCCCGGAGGACUAUAGCCUUGUCGUGAGCUGCUUUUUUUCCCUGUAACUAUGGGUGAGAGGAACUGAGUUUAAUGUACACAAAUUUGGGUAACCUAUGCUAGCGAAUAAUGCACUUACAGGCACAGCGCGUUACAUGUCUGGCAACGCAAAGAAGAGGUUUCACCUCCUUCCUUUGAGGGGUACACAUGUAUCUUGUUGGUCAAAAAUGAAAUUGAGGUUAAAAAAAAUUUGACCAGGUUGAUUUUCGUUAUUCUUUUUUUCUAACCCAAAUUAUUGCAAAUUAUGAAAGGGAGACAAAGGAAGCUGAUAAUUAAAUUACGACAAAAAAGUUAAUUCAAAUUUGAUUUUGACUUUAAACAUUUAUACUCUGUUAGUUAUUUAUGGUCGCUUUAUGCAUCACAAAAUUUAUUUCGUUUCUAAGGUGGAUUAAUAUUGCCAAUGUCCACUUCUGUUGUUGCCUUUUAGAAACGACAUCACGGUUCUCCUGUCUAGGGAAGAUAUAUUUUCCUCUCGAGAGAAUCUAUCUGUGUACGAAGAGGAGUUGGACGUAAACAGACUUGACUACUAUCAAGUGAGUACGGCUGUUAAAAAAUUUGUUGCUUUCGUUGUUUGAGGUGAAGAGUCGAAGUUUUUACGAAACUGUAGUCUGCACAGUGGAUGUCAUUAACGUUUUAGGGCCUGUUUUAAAGGAGGUGGGGGACCCCAGGUAGGUGAGGUUACCCGCUUAGGUGGGGUAACCCGCCUGUUCGUAUAAUCUCUCAUUGUAAUUUGAUCACGUUUACGUGAUAGGUGGGGUGACCAUAUGAAAGAUUGUACGGACCUUCAUGUAAACAGGCCCUUACACUAAAAUCCCAAACGUUGAUCCACCCUUUUUAGCGUGGGGUUUAUCUUUUUAAUCUGGAAUUAGGAAAAUCACACGGCAUCAGUUUAGUAAAAUUGGUGACUAAUGGAAGAGGUCUCCAUCUCUUUCUCUAAACGUCUGACACGAUUUCACCUGUGCAUGUGCAUCCAGGGUUAAAGUGCGAAAAAACGGGCACCAAAAACGUGCAACUUGUUUUGCAACAUUGCUGCAAAACGAAUUGAAAAGCGAUGUUGCGCGUUUUACCACCCACUAAUCAAACCUGUCUUGCAACAAUUCAAGUUGUUGCAGGUUAGGAAAAAAGUUGUUAAGGAAAGCAGAGAGUAGUAUACUUUUUGCAACAAAACCUUUAUAUGUUGCGCGUUUUACCGGCAAGGCAAACGUGUUUUGCAGCGAGUGACCCACGUCCUGUGUAUGGCCUAACUCCCGCGUAAUUUUGUCCAAUCAGUAGUCAGUAUUCACGCUAUUUGCGACAGCCUGAUUUGUUGCAAGACAGGUUUGAACUUGGGUGAUAAAACGCGCAACAUCGAGUUCAACACCUUCUGUAGUGAUGUUCCAUAACAAGUUGCCCGUUCUUGUUGCCCCUUUUACCGUAGCUUUAUUUACCUUGACAACUCAUAUGCUUUCUUCGCUGUGAACUCGGAAUUAUAGCUGAAUGGACUUGGAAAAACGUGACCUUGAGUGGAAUUCUGACGGAAGUUUUGUGUGAACUCCUGUUUAUUAGCUGCCUCCUUACGCUAUACAAGAGAGAAUGAUCUGAACGAAAAACAUUCCCGGAAAAAGAGAAAAAUGUCUUGCACAUUUGCAUAAACAAUUGAAGCCAGCCACUGUUAAAGGUUUCGUGUUUCGCGCGGGAUAACCUUUGCCUUUGGCUUUCACGGUGUGUCAGAAUUCAACGUUCGUUACUUUAAAUGGCUACCAGCCGUUAGAAAAUCUCAAUCUUUAAUCUCAUAGUGAAAUUCUGAGUCCAAUAUUGCAAUCCCUUUGUAAAUGAAAUUCAUUCCUAAAUUAUCAGCGGAACGUCCAGUUCAAAAACAUGUCAACAACAGGAGCCGAUUAGUAUCGGCUUCUAACGCUAAUUACUAUAAUGGCUGUCAAACUUCAAAUGUUUGGCGGCGAAACGUGUCACGUUCACGUGAAAGUAGACCACGCGGGUCACGGAAACAACAGACAAAAAUAACCUUCGCAGCACGCACUUUAAAUAGAUUUAAAAAAAUCAUUAUGGGGCACAGGGAUUCGCUCUCUUAGCUCAUUCUCUCUUUCUCUAUAUGAAAGUCUAUAGCGUUUAUUUCUUUGCACUUGGUGGUUUAGUGAUAAUAUGAGCGAAAUCCUAUUGAUUAAGUAUUGAUCUCUGCUUCUGCAUGGUUGUUAUUUAGUUACCUGUUAAAAAAGAAUUCUUACUUAUGAUAUGUAUGCUCUUGUACGCCAAACACUGAGGUUUCUCUUUUUUUUUUAGAUGCACCAAGGAUACCACAAGGAUGCUGAUCGAUUGAACUCUCAGUUAGAUCUUUAUGCAGAAAAUCCGCGUUACCAGAAUUUAUUCAUCGAUCUGGUAAGAAGCGAUACUGGAAAAAAAAAAAUACACAGUAUUUUCCCCAUGUAGCAAUAUCAAAAGUUGGGGAGGGGUGAGUUAGUGCCAGGUUUACACGUCUCUCAUAUUCAGGCCACACAGUAAAGUAAAGUUCAAGCUGGUCAAAACAAGAACGCUCUUAAGAGUGGCAAGUCCCGCUUGCUUGGACCUUAGAUACGAAAUGUGGAGGCGAUUAAUUCUACACGAAACAGGAUUUCCCCGCGUAAAGUUUUUCACUUCCUACUUCAUCGACGGUCGAGUAUUCUUCAGGUUAUUUGCUUUUUAUAUGGUAUUCGACGAUUUAUACGCGUGUAUAAAUACACGAAAAUCAAUUCGAGAGAAAUUACAUCAUUGCUAGAGAGCAAAAACGUGAUGAACAUGGCGCGUCAUUUCAAUCAUCCCCCAAAAUAAACCCCAUGCUCAUCACAAGACUCAUCUGCAUUCAACUAGUAUAUUUGUAAUAGUUGACGUGUAGAUGUUUGUCACGUUUCUGCUCUUUGGCAAUGAUGUAAUUUCUCUCGAAUCGAGACCCUUGAUUCUCGUGUAUUUACACACGCGGACUUAAUCAAAUGACCCUUCCACGGUUUUUUUCAACUUUUUACAUAGACCAGUUGGGGACGGAAAAGCCGUUGACACCACCCCGGAUAGAGCGUCUUAGAAUUAAUAAAAUUGCCAAAUUUGAAAGUGAUAGGUCUUAAAGGGACAGGUUCACAGUUCAGCGCAUGCUCAACCAUCAAAAUGCUGUUUUUCCGUCGGGACAUGCUGUAUCGUCGAUGCAAGCAAUAUGAUCAUGUCAUAACGUUGUCAAAGAACCAAUCUGCACACUCCCCUGGCAGUCACUUGCACUUGAUCAACUUAAAUAUUUACAAAUAGCUGUAAAUUAAUCAACCAUGGAAUAAAAUCUUCGGGUCAACAAUAAAUUCAACUUUGGUAGUGUUGGCAUAAUCCACUAAUUUUUUCUGCGAUUUUAGUACUCCUCCAUCCUACUUCAGGUUACUCUGAAAUACAAUUCUACUUUGAAAUACACUCUGAGAUUGCUGAGAUAGAUGUGAGUGGGAUUUUUAACCGAUAGAAUUAAUAAAUUGGAAAGAAGUAAUUUAAUUAAUGAGCAUACUCUUAACCGUGAACCUGUCCCUUUAAGUGAGCGUAUAUGUACGAAUAUUUAUUAAAAGACAAAGGAACAAAUUCUCCUGGGAGCUUCAUUGGGAAAAAAACUUAUAAGCUAUAGAGAGGUCUAUUAAGAGAUUCGAUUAAUCGACAAACAGAGAGCAGACCUGGUGCUGUAGAUGUCCGGUGUAAUUCCUUCACUGAUUCCUUUUUCAGAUUUGUAUAGGUAAUAGCAUGAUUUGUAGUGAUAUUUGGCAUAAAUAUCACUAGUGAUAUUUUCAAAUUGUUGUACGUAAAUUUGAGACAAUUUUGAAAUACCGCGAGCUGUAUUUAUGCCAAAUAUCACGUACAAAUUAUGCUAUAAUUUGUUUAUACUACUACCCGCGAAAGGUUUGUAAUUUUCACGUGUAGUUAAUUUUCACAUGUAGGUAUUUCAGAUUAAGCUGAAAUACUAAGCCAAUCAAAUUGCAGAAAUUUCUCACGUAGUAGUAUAAGAAUUGAAAUUGACCUGUAUGUAACUUCUUGUAUUGUUUGCAGUCACCUUACGUGAAUCAUUCCGCUCCCUCGGUACAAGAGACGUUCUCUCUUCACAGGACCUACAUCAUAUUCAGGACACUGGGUUUGAGGUAUGUCUGUCUACUGAGGAUACUAACACUGAUAAUGAGAUGAGCGAAUUUUAAGGACGAUACCUUCGGAUACAGAGCUAUUACCGUAUAUUUGUCAUCGUGGCCAGGAAAAUUGGUAUUGGUUUGGGGUUGGAGGCCGGGGCCGGACUGUCAAAAUAAUUAAGAUGACACCCAAACAAGGGAGGACCCAAGUUAUUUAACAGAUAUACCAAUGAUGGUAUAUUCACAAAGAUUUUGCUAAGUUAUUUCUAAAAACUGUUUUCUCCUUUAGUAACAAAUUUCGUUAAACAUAAACUAAAUUCUGUUAAUGACCACGCCUCUCGGCAAGAACACUGCGUGGGCUGAUAAGCUGUUGUUGACUAUCACUUGAGACAUAGACUGUUCACAGUCCUUUUUAAGAUCGUCGAGAUCGAACGCUUUGCGUUACGGGCGGCCAUCUUGGGUGAGUGUCAAAUAUACUUUGGGGGAGUGGGACCGCCACCCCUUUAAACCCCGACGCCCGCCCCCUUGGUACAUAUGAAACCAAGAUGGCUGUCGGACCGGUAGGCGCUCGUCUACUUGAGUCAGUGUAAACAGAGACGGGUUUGACCCACUUUUUCAACCUUUCUUUUUUACCAACAGGCAUUUAACAGUCGUUGACGAGAGAAACAGGUGUGUUAUAGUUUCUUUUAUGGCUUUCUUCCGUCAUGCUUGUUUGCUUUAAUGAAGACGUCGCUGCUCGCUCAUGAGAUCAAACUAACGUGACGAGAACAGCAGUAAUAGCGUCACUAGUAAACGAAGUUCUGCUCCUUAAGACUUCUUCGCGAAUCCUCUCUUGAACUCGCUCAGUUUGUCAAAGUAGGCGAAUUUCGCUGGAAUUGCAUAGUAAGGGAUCGUUCCAACUUCAAAAGGAAGAGUCCACCUCUCUUUAGUUUCUGAGCUUUUGUGAGAAUUGCUGUGUGUGAAAAAUACAUAAGUUCUUGAUUAAUAAUUCCUUUACUCCAGGGUCAGGGGAAUAAUAACCCGCAAAGAUCUCAUGGGAUUCCAAAUGGAGGAACGUAUCCACAAAUUCCUUCACUCGUCCCGGGACCAUGAAAUGCAGUCACCGAGUUCGUUACUAGGGCACCGGCCAAGCAUGGACGCUUAA